GCUCAGUCUCCCUCUCCCCCUCGCCGCAGCAAGGCGCCCGCCCCGCGCCGCGCACGCCGCUUGCAAGCAGCCCGGACGCGACGAGCCGGAGCACGCCGCGCCGCGCGCACGGCAGCGCGUGUGAGUGUGCGCCCGCGCGCGCGCGCGUGUGUGUGUGUGUGUGUGAGAGCUAGAGUUACUGAGUGGCCCCCCGACGGUGCAUGUGGAUAACGCUAUACGGAUACACCACACCGCCGCGGUGCAGAUGACGCCGACCGGAUGCCUGGCGCCAUAACCACCACUCAUCACAAGGAUUACCCCCCGAGACGAACUCUCCGCUGCCUUUGGGCAUGCUUUCGACAAAGAUAACGUUAACAAAAUUAACGGUACAAUUGGCAAAGCCGACGAUGUGAGCCGGCGAGGACGCGCCGACGCCAUGUCCUGAGGCGGGACCCGACGAGCACCAUGGCGACGGCCCCCCAGCACCGCCAGAGGUGGAUCGCGCUCCUGCAGGUCUGGCUGGUGGUGCUGCUCUACCCGGGUGCCCGUGCGGGCCUCCGCCUGCUGCACGUGAGCGUGCCGCCCGUGCUGCUGCGCGGCGAGACGGCCUCGCUGCAGUGCGAGUACGAGCUGGGCGGCGACCGCCUCUACUCGGUACAGUGGUACAAGGACGACGACGAGAUCUACCGCUUCGUGCCCCGGGCCGGCAUGCAGAAGCACUCGUACCUGGUGGACGGCGUGCACGUCGACGUGAGUAUCAACGGCAAAAGGCGAGCGAACACAACGGACGUCGCAUUUUUAGGGUUGGAUAUUUCAUGGCCCCCUAUGCUGAGCUGGAAGCUGCACGCGCUAAAAGCAAUGCCUGAUUUCUUGAGGGAAAAAGCUUUAAAUUAA
Molecule: messenger RNA, 873 nt
Organism: Frankliniella occidentalis (western flower thrips)
Lineage: Eukaryota; Metazoa; Arthropoda; Insecta; Thysanoptera; Thripidae
Exons: 3
Coding region: 445-873 (142 amino acids)
Source: RefSeq, a predicted model, not a curated record